Messenger RNA from Raphanus sativus (radish), 2396 nucleotides. Its product is annotated as KH domain-containing protein At4g18375. Gene Ontology annotation, biological process: regulation of gene expression. NCBI's taxonomy places the organism in Eukaryota, Viridiplantae, Streptophyta, Magnoliopsida, Brassicales, Brassicaceae. The record is from RefSeq and is a predicted model, not a curated record. Gene Ontology annotation, cellular component: cytoplasm; nucleus. Gene Ontology annotation, molecular function: mRNA binding. The coding region runs from base 175 to 2106 and encodes 643 amino acids. The transcript has 7 exons.
AAAUAAUUUUGAGAGAAUAAGACUAAAGAAAGACUAAAUACCAAAAUCAGAAAAAAAAAAAAAGAAGGUAAGGUUCUUCCUUGAUCCCACAAGGAAAUAUAACGGAAGUCCGAAGAGAUCAUCAAAGUAUCACGUCGCCGUCCUCUUCCUCUGGUUUUGCAAAGAGACACAACAAUGGUUGAGCGUGGUAAUAAGAGAACUCACAACCGUAACAACAACAACGAUCACAACAACAACAACAGGAACCAGAAGAGAAGACUUUCACACCAAACCGAAGAAAAACUCAACAAAGACGAUCUCGUCGUCUACAGGAUCCUCUGCCCUAGCGGAGUCAUGGGAAGCGUGAUAGGCAAGAGCGGCAAAGUAAUCAACACGAUCAGACAAGAAACCAGAGCCAGAAUCAAAGUCGUUGACCCUUUCCCAGGCUGUACCGAAAGAGUCCUAACGAUCUACUGCACGGUCAACAACAACGACAAGAAAGACAUUGCUGAAAAAAUAGAGAAGAGCGACCAGAUCACCCCUUUGUGUUCUGCUCAAGACGCUCUCCUUAAACUCCACCACGCUAUUGUUGCUUCUUUGGCUACCGCUGCUGAGAACUCUAAGAUAGAUAGAGAUGAUAUUAGAGAGUGCCGGCUUUUGGUACCGACUAGCCAGUGUUCUAACGUGAUUGGUAAAGCUGGCUCGACGGUUAAGAAGGUUAGGAGUAGUACCGGUGCUAACGUUAAGAUUGUGUCCAAAGAUGUCUCGGAUCCUUCACAUGCUUGUGCUUUGGAUUUUGAUAACAUUGUUUCGAUAUCUGGAGAGGCUGAGUCUGUGAAGAAAGCUCUUUUUGCUGUUUCUGCAAUCAUGUACAAGUUUAGUCCUAAAGAAAAGAUCCCUCUUGACGCAACGGUUCAAGAAGCUCCUGCAAGUAUUAUAAUCCCAUCUGAUCUUUCCAUCUAUCCGCAAACCGGUUUAUACCAGAAUCAGGAUCCUCUCUUCCAGCAUGGAGCCAAUGUUCCAUCCUUUAUAGGGACACUACCACAGGGUUAUGGAGAAUUCUCUUCUUCUGCUCUUCCUGUGGUUCAUCAUGGUACUUUUGGUGGUGGGUCUUCUAGGCAAGAAGAGUUGGUUGUGAAAGUUCUGUGCUCUUCUUCUAACAUCGGUCGAGUUAUCGGUAAAGGAGGUUCGACCAUUAAGGGGAUAAGACAAGCGAGCGGGUCUCAUAUCGAGGUGGAUGACUCAAGGGCAAGGGCGAAUCAUGAUGAGGACUGUGUUAUCAUUGUGACUUCUAAAGAGUCUCCUGAUGAUUUGAAGUCUAUGGCGGUUGAGGCUGUGCUUUUGCUUCAAGAGAAGAUUAACGAUGAAGACGAUGAGAAACCUAAGAUGCAGCUCCUUGUGCCUUCCAAGGUGAUUGGGUGCAUUAUAGGGAAGAGUGGAUCGAUCAUAAGCGAGAUUAGGAAGAAGACAAACGCUAAUAUUUAUAUCUCGAAAGAUAAUAAUAAGCCUAAGUGUGCUGAUCCUAAUGAUGAGCUCGUUGAGAUAUCUGGUGAAGUAAGCAAUGUGAGGGAUGCUCUUAUUCAGAUUGUUUUGAGGCUUCGAGAUGAUGUUUUAAGAGAUAGAGAGACGACUGGUUCAAGGAACCAACCUCCUCCUGCAAGAUCUGAGAAGAGUAGUUUCUUCUCUUCUUCAGGGAGAAGUAGUAAUGCUGCUCUUGCACUAACUCCAUCUUUCAUAUCUUCUGUUCCGCAAGUUUCUUCUGUAGAUUUUGAUAGGAGACCAGAGCCAGGCAUGCUUUCUUCGAGCGGUGGUGGACUCUAUGGUUAUGGAAGUUUCCCGGUGGGGAAUAACAGUUAUGAAUCUAACUCUUCAUACUCAUCCAGUAGAUAUGGAGGGUUGCCUCAGUCUACUACAAUGGAGAUUCGAAUCCCGUCCAAUGCAGUGGGAAAAGUAAUGGGCAGAGGAGGAGGCAACUUGGACAACAUAAGAAGGAUAUCAGGAGCUAUGAUAGAAAUUUCUGAUUCAAAAUCUUCUUCUCAUGGUGAUCGCAUUGCUCUCAUUUCCGGAACAUCUGAACAGAAGCGUACCGCAGAGAACUUGUUCCAAGCUUUUAUCAUGUCCACCUGAACAGUUUGCUUGCUCUUGCCCCUCGAAAUCCUCUUAUCUAUCCAAGGAAGUGUGUUCCUGUCUUUCUAGCUCUCUCUCUCAAUCCUUCCAUCCAUCCAUCCAUCAAGCUCAUGUUUGAUUAUGGUUGGAUCUGUAUUCUGUCAUCAGACUUCACCUCCAUCCGGUAACGUUUAUAGUUUCUCGUGCUAUAGACAUCUUAUAGUACAAUUCUUUCUCCCUUCCCUUGCGAGCUGUUCGCUCAAUAAAUGAUUAUCUCUGUGCAAUAAAAAGACAAAUCGUUUCUUAUUUUA